AUGACGGCCUCUGUCCUUACCACUUCGGCCGCGAACCACCCCGACAUCGACGAGAAGAGACAUGAAAAGACAUUUCAAGAUGGGACAGGCGAUGAAUCAACAAUUGACCCAUCUCGGUCAGUCUCGCAGUCCGAGAUAGAAUGGGAUCCCGUUGUGGAGGCUAAGGCGAGGAGAAAAGUGGACUCUUCGGUUCUACUCCUCCUAGUCCUUGGUCUGCUCGUCUUUCAACUGGAUCGUAUGAACCUUGCGAGUGCCCUCACCGGAGGCUUUGCCGCGGAUAUCAAGGUCAAACAAGACACCAUCAACUUGGGAAACCAACUCAUGUUUAUGGGAAUCGUCAUCUUGGAAAUCCCUUGCAACAUGGCACUUCAACGGCUCGGCCCGCGCAAGUGGAUUUCAGCCCAGGUCUUCAUCUUUGGUCUGGUGGCUACCAUGCAGGUCUUUGUUAAGAACCGAGCUGGAUUCUUGGUUGCGCGUCUGAUGCUGGGCCUUGCGGAGGCUGGGUACAUUCCCGGCGCUGUUUAUACCUUGUCGACGUGGUAUACCAAGCGUGAGCUUGCCAAGAGAGUAUCUGUACUCUUCUUUGGAAUGUUUGGUGGUAACGCCAUUAGUCCGAUUUUGGCUUCUGGUAUUCUGAAACUGGACAAUGCCCGUGGCAUCCGGGGAUGGCAGUGGCUCUUCUUACUUGAAGGUCUCUUUACAGUGGUUGUCUCUUUCAUCUUGCUCGGCUUUCUCCCUGGAAGUCCCGAUGUCCCUCGACCAUUGGUUGGACCUGGUCUCGUGCGGUUCUCUCAAGAGGAACAGGAGACACUUCAGCGGAGACUCGAGAGGGAUGACAGGAUAGGCAAACGCCCGGGGGUCCAGGGACUGGCUAUCGAUUGGAAGCUGGUCUGGAAGACGGUGACACAUUAUCGUCGUUGGCCGCACUAUGUCUCGACUUUUGCCGUCUUUUCAACCUGGUCGCCCUUGACGACUUACACGCCGUCGAUCAUCAUGGCUCUUGGGUUCGACCGCAUCGCCGCAAAUGCCCUCGCUGCCGUCGGUGCCUCACUGGCCCUCCCAGUUGUCUUCGGUUUUGCCUACCUAAGCGACCGAACGAACCGUCGAGGCGGCGCCGUCGUCGGAGCUCACAUCUGCUACCUCAUCACACUGAUUGUAGCCCGACAGGCUCAUCCUCAUGUCGGCAAGUGGUCGAGAUGGGGGCUCUGGACGGCCGUCAACAGCUUCGCUGUUGGAUACCACCCUGUGCACAAUUCUUGGGUUCAACUCAACUGUCGUGAGGCGGGUGAGAGAAGUAUUGCUAUUGCGAUGUGGGUAAUGUCAGCAAUUAGCGGGCUGAUGGUUGGCACCCAGUAUUUCCAGGCGAGCGACACUCCAUUGUAA
This is a messenger RNA of Fusarium keratoplasticum, 1383 nucleotides long. Its product is annotated as MFS domain-containing protein. NCBI's taxonomy places the organism in Eukaryota, Fungi, Ascomycota, Sordariomycetes, Hypocreales, Nectriaceae. Gene Ontology annotation, molecular function: transmembrane transporter activity. Bases 1 to 1383 code for a protein of 460 amino acids. Gene Ontology annotation, cellular component: membrane. The transcript is spliced from 6 exons. The record is from RefSeq and is a predicted model, not a curated record. Gene Ontology annotation, biological process: transmembrane transport.